Neopsephotus bourkii (Bourke's parrot) is the source of this 1828-nucleotide messenger RNA. RefSeq names its product radial spoke head protein 4 homolog A-like. Gene Ontology annotation, cellular component: radial spoke; axoneme. Lineage: Eukaryota; Metazoa; Chordata; Aves; Psittaciformes; Psittacidae. Gene Ontology annotation, biological process: cilium assembly; axoneme assembly; cilium movement involved in cell motility. The record is from RefSeq and is a predicted model, not a curated record.
GCAGCACCCGUUGCUGCGCGACAAGUACAGCUGACCGCGGCCGAGAGGCUGUUGCGUCCCCCGGGCUCGGCGCGUACCCUGCUGGGCCAGGCCAUGGCCGAGCCUCCGGAGGAGCCCUCACCGCAGCCUGUCCCGCAGCCGCAUGAACCAGGUUACGGUCUUUAUCAGCCAGGAUACAGUCCGUAUGAUGAUCAGAUACCCGAUCCCACACAGCAAAUGCUGGCAACUCAGAACGCAAAAGCCUUUUUACUGAAGAGCAGCACAACCUCUGGCCUGAACUUAUAUGAUCAUCUUGCUAAUAUGCUAACAAAGAUCCUGGAUGAACAGCCCACAAAUGCAGUAGACAUAAUUGAGAAUAUCAGCAGGGAUGUGAAGUGGACUCAGUUUCGGAAAAAAAUGGACACUCUUCGAGAUGAACAUGAGAGUCUUCCAACAUUUGAAGCUGCAGAAAAGCGUAGAGCUUUGUUCCUCAAGGCAAAUGGAGAAGAAGAAGAAAUAGAAGAAGAGGAGAUAGGAGAGACCAGUCUACCUAACGUAAUGGAAACAGCCUUUUAUUUUGAACAGGCUGGAAUAGGCUUGAGCAAAGAUGAAUCCUAUCACAUAUUCCUUGCCCUUAAAAAACUAAUUAGUGUUCAGCCAGUGCCCCAGAUCUGUCGCUUCUGGGGCAAAAUUUUGGGUCUGGAGAUGAACUAUAUUAUAGCUGAAGUACAGUACGGUGAGGGGGCAGAAGAGGAGGAAACAGAAGAGGAAGAAGCUAUUGAGGAAGAAGGGAAAGGUAUGACUGAGUUCGAAGAUGAAGAGGAGGAAAAAGAUGAACCACCAAAGUCCACUUGCAGUCAGCCUGAUUGGAUGAUUGCCAGAAGGAAGAAAGUGGAAACUGACUAGGUAACAUGUUCUUACUUUUUUUGUAAUUUAGCUAUAAUUUCUUGGCGGUUGCCUCCAGUGACACCAGCCCAAAUUGUCUGUGCCAGGAAAAUCAAGAAGUUCUUCACCGGUAGGCUGGAUGCUCCCAUUGUGAGUCCUCCUUUCCCUGGAAACGAGGCCAAUUACCUGCGAGCACAGAUAGCUCGGAUCUCAGCAGGAACCCAGAUCUCUCCAAUUGGAUUUUACCACUUUUCGGAGGAGGAAGGAGACGAAGAGGAGGAAGGAGGAAGAGAUACAUAUGAAGAAAACCCUGAUUACCAGCCUAUCCCUGUGCCUGAAAUGGUGGAUUCUCUCUCCAGCUGGGUACACCAUGUACAGAGUAUUCUAAUGCAGGGUCGCUGUGUUUGGCUUAAUCCUUUUCAAAAAUCAGAGGAAGAAGAAGAAGAGGAGGAGAAAGCAGAUGAGCCAGAUGACAUACAGCAAGAAAUAGGACCACCUCUUCUCACUCCACUCUCUGAAGAUGAAGGAAUUCAAAACAUCCCCGCUUGGACAAGCCAGACUUCUACAAACCUGAUCCCAGAAUAUGCAGUUGCAGUCCUCCAGUCUAACCGAUGGCCUGGAGCAUAUGCCUUUGCAUCUGGCAAGAAAUUCGAUAACAUCUACUUUGGCUGGGGUCACAAAUACAGCCCAGAGAACUACAAUCCCACCCUACCACCACCAGUGCAAGCAGAAUACGUCAGUGGGCCAGAAAUCACGGAGACAAGUGACCCCACCCUGGAAGAGGAACUGGCUUUCAAGGCUGCACAGGAAGCAGCCUUAUCUGCAGCUGAGGAAGAGGAGGAGGAAGAAGUUGAGGACGAUGAAGAGGAGGAUGAGGAUGAUUAAGAUACGUGAGGGAAGCAUACGGUUUUUUAACAGUUUAAACACGAAUAGUAAUUUCAUAAAUUAGUCAUUAAUUAGUUGA